GCGGCGGCUACAGAGCGCGCUCAAGGAGAAGCGGCAUCACCCGGCUCAGCAUCUCAGCAUCACAAGAUACACAAACACUCGACUGGCGAGGAGGCGACACGUUGACCUUUGAGGUUGCCGUUGCAGGAAACAGAUCAUCAGCCAAGAUUGUCUGCAAGCAGCUAUGCGGCCACGGUCCAAACUGCUCUCCAAGGGAGGACUGCUGCUGCCCACGAUCACAGAGGGCACAGAGGAGACACUGAGGGAACUGAAUGACACCAACACGCAACAUGCCGUCGAUCACGUCUCCUCCGACGACUACCUCCUCUCCAUCUGCCACCUGGCGCACCCCACCUUCCCGGGUAGCGACGUCUCAACCCGCAACGAGCGCACACACCGUUUAUCACGCCUUCGUGGGACUUCUCAGUUCAACCCAAGAGAGACGCCGAAUAUCAGUGAGAUACGACCGAGACAGAACCAGGAAGUCUUAAGCGGCUCGGACCCUUUGGAGUAUCUUUACGGACAUCACAACAACAUUCCGAUGUGUCAGUCAAAAAGCAGCGUGGAAGGAUUUCCCAAACCGGCUCGAUCCCGAGCUCACAGCAUCCCCCACGCUGCAAAUCCAGGUCUCCCACGGCAACGCAAAAGCAGUUGCCCUGAGUUACACACAGACACCGACCUAGCGAGCAUCUCCCCGAAACACAACACACCCAAAUUAGCAUCCGUGUGGCAUGAUCAAGCCGAAACGGGGGUCCCAGCGGGGCCCGACCCCAACCCCAUUAAGAGACCAUCUCUGGUCUCUCAGUGGAUCUCGGACUGCAGGUCGGCUUGGAGGGAGGGACGCAUGCGAGCCUGUAUGCUCCCCACUAUCACUGACAUAUAAACCGGAAAGAUGAGCAUUUAGUCGCCGCAAUUCCAUCGGGAAUUCCACACAGAAUAGGCGGCGUUCCAAAAUGGGGAAUUCGUACUGAACUGUGCUAAUUGGAGAGGCAUUCAACAAUGUGUACAUGUGUUUCUGGUAUGUAUUUAUAUUGGAAUAAUAUUGUCAAGAUGAUACACCUUAAGUAUGUGCUUGUCAAUGUUUAUGUAUUAUCCUGGUGAUCACAGUAAAAAAAAAAAAAAAAUCAACAAAAAAAUCUGCAAAAUAUUUUAUACCUUUCUGU
Messenger RNA from Doryrhamphus excisus (bluestripe pipefish), 1142 nucleotides. RefSeq lists its product as uncharacterized. Gene Ontology annotation, cellular component: mitochondrion. Gene Ontology annotation, biological process: regulation of autophagy. NCBI's taxonomy places the organism in Eukaryota, Metazoa, Chordata, Actinopteri, Syngnathiformes, Syngnathidae. The record is from RefSeq and is a predicted model, not a curated record.